AUGGAUACUUUGAACAUGCCUGAGGCUGACCUUCAGUCGAUGGCUGACCGAUUCAAUGCAGAGAUCCACGAAGAACCCAACAUGGAAAGUGGAAGUACGGAUGUUUUGCGUCGAAUGCAGUUUGGGCUGAAGCAAGCUUCAGCUGAUGGGGGAGAAACCGAAGAUGGGCAGAAGCCAGCUCGGGUAGCCAGGGGCAAGGCGAAGGCAAAAGCCAAGGGUCGGCCGAAAGGGAAGGCUAAGGCAGCAGCCAAAAAAAAGCCUGAGCCCAAGCAGGAAGCCAGGGGUAGGGGCAAAAAGGCCAAAGCCGCCUUGGAUGAAGCCGGUGAUGGACCACAUCAAGCCGCGCCUGCUCCAAAGCGCAAACGUGGCAAGGGCAAGGAGGAGAACAAGAUACCAGAGGGCAAUGCCGAGAAGGAGGAUGGAGCGGGUGGGGCUGAGGUUGUCAAGGUGAAGUGCUUUGCAAAGCGUCGCAGGCCUGCUGCAGGAUUUUCCAAAUUGAGGUGGGAGGCCCUCCGCGAAGCUUUUGAGAAGGGUGUGAAGCCAUUCCUUGAAAUCUACAGUGCCCACGAGGACUGUUCCACAUUCAUGUUGCAGCUCAAGUUCUCGAGUUCUUGA
Cladocopium goreaui is the source of this 615-nucleotide messenger RNA. The record is from the annotation of a GenBank genome assembly. NCBI's taxonomy places the organism in Eukaryota, Dinophyceae, Suessiales, Symbiodiniaceae.